AUGGGUCAAACUGAAUCAACUUUGUUACAGAGUUAUAAAGACUUAACAAGGGCCUAUCAGAACCUACAAUUUAACUAUGAUGCGAUAGAAGAUGAGUUGUUUGCAACUUAUCAGGAUCUAGACAGUGCGCAAUUGCAACUUGCUAGAAAGCAACAUCAGGCCAAAAGGUUACGUAAACAAUUUAAGCAGCCAAGCACUGUUCAGACUCAUGCCAGUGAGGAAGAUAUUCGCAGACAGCAGUCUCACUCCUCGAGUAUGGAGCAAAGCACUGAAAGUAAUUGGGAAGAGAUUAUGAGAAAUGCUGAACUAUUGAGACAACGAGAAGAGAAUUUCAAGCGUUUGGUGAACAGAUACAGAUACCUGGCUUACGAUGUGUCGGAUGAUCCUCUGGAACUGAAGACCCACUUGGCUCUGAAUGAGGUCGACAAGGGCAUUAUCAAUGAAAAGGAAGCUACGAUUAUUAACAUGAGAAAGCGAGCCAGUUCACAAGACACAAAUCCAAAGUUGCUUGAAGAAAUUCAGGAGCUCAAGAAUAAACUUGCUGAUAUGGAGCGUAAAUACGCAACGAUGGAGAGUGGAUAUUUGGCAGUGAAGGCGUAUUUGACGAACAGCAACGAGUAUAAGGAGUUGCGCCAGAUUAAGGAGCGAUACAAGGAGGUCCGGUCGGAAUCGCGGGCUGAUGCAUCGGAGCACAGCGAAUAUGUGACGUUACUGGCGCAAUAUGAUCAGCUCCAGGACGAUUACUUACACCUUCAGGCUGAUCAUGAUCGACUCACAGCAGCAUUAGAGUUUGAAAAUGCGCUGCCGAACCCUCCGGACUCCAGGAGGUUGGUUCCGGUGCCAGGGCAUGCGGACGUGGACACGGACACGGACACGGAUACGGAUAGGGACACAGACGGAAGGCCGAGGAUGAAGACCGCAGUGGCGGUUAUGGAUAAGGAACAGAUGGCCGAGGAGCUAGAGAAGACGAAAACGAGCAGCCGCGAGUUGGUGACGCGGAUCGCCCAGGGAGCCAAGGACCACCAAGAGGAGCUGAAGAAGGAGAACGAUCAGCUAAAGCGAGAGAACGAUGAUCUUCGAGACGAGCUGAGUCUGAUGCAAACGAGUAUCGACGAUGAGGAGGACACGACGCCCGGUGACGGAGCGCGCGUGAGCAACGCGCUGAAGAAGCAGGCGAAGAUAUAUCGCCAGCGCGAGCGCGAGCUGCAGAGUCGCAUUCAAGAGCUCGAGCUGCAGACGAGCAAGCCUGUGGAUCUGAGCGACGCCAUCGAUGAGGCGGUUCGCGAAGUGCUGAAGCGCGCGGCGGACAGCCAGACGCGUCUGAAGACGGAGAACCAGGCGCUGCGCCAGCGUCUGCGCCAGCUGGAGGGCAAUGCGGACGACGACUUCGAGACGAUCGAGGAGGUCAUCCAGCGCACGAUCGAGAACACGGACAUGGAGCCGCAUGAAAUGGAGCAGAAGAUCGACCUGCUGGAGAGCCAGCUGCUGGCAUCGGAGGCAAAGGUGCUUCGUUUGGAGCAUUCGAGCGGUGACAGCAUGGACCGAGUGGAGGAGCUGGAGAGACAGCUGAAGGCGCUUCAGCUUGACAUGCAGUAUUGUAUGCAGGACAACGUGGAGACGCUGGAUCAGAGCAACUUCGUGUACGAGGCGCGCAUGCGAGGCUCUUCGUACUAUUACACCGAUCCGGAGCUUGCUGCGGGUCCCGAAACGACCUCGGUGUCGUACACCUACGGAGAUCGGGAGUUCGACGAAACCAGCAGCCUGUAUGCCGCGAAGAAGAACAUCAAGGUGCUGACGUUCGUGAAUCAGCGGUACAAGGAAGUGCUCGCCAAGAACAAUUUGGAAGGACAGGUGCACAUCAGCUCGGAGGAUCUGCUGGAGGUGGAGAGAAUCAACAGCCAGAACUCCCCGGACACGCGCGCGCUGCUGCUUGAGAACACGCGACUCCGCAAGACGAUCGCGAAUCUGGAGGGCCGGUCUGCUCCUGAAAGCGAUUUGGAGCACCGCAACAAGGAGCUGAGCGACCGUCUGCAGGAGACGAAGAGCCGAUUGGAGACCGUGAACGAGGAGUUCCGCAGACUCAACGAGACGAUCGGCAGCUCGGACUUGACGGACCCGAUGAGCAUGGCCACUUCGGUGAACGACCUGCUGGCCACGCAGAAGCGUUUGGAGAAGGUGUCGAAGGAGAAGGAAGAGGAGAUCGCCAACUUGCGAGUGGAUAUCGCGAACCGUGAGCAGCAGCUCGCGGACAAGAAGAGGGAGGUGCAGAUCGCUUACGAGAUGGUGGAGAAGAAGACGAACGAGUACAACGAGAUCCGCGAUCUCGUUACGAAGAGAGAGAAGGAGAUCGCGGAGCUGCGCUCGCAGCUGUCCCGAAUGCGACGUCCUUCGGAUGUUCACUCCGACCUGAGCGAUUCCAGCGACUCCAGCGAUAGUGAGCAGGAGUCCACGUCGUCGGAGCUGCAAAAGAAGAUCGAGGAGCUGCAGGGCGAGCUGAACCAUCUUCGCAGCAAGCAGGACGAUAAGAUCGCGGAUGUGGCGCUGACGCAGGAGGAGCUUCUGCAGAAGCCUGGAGAAGGAGAACGAUAA
Blastocystis hominis is the source of this 2589-nucleotide messenger RNA. RefSeq lists its product as hypothetical. The record is from RefSeq and is a predicted model, not a curated record. Lineage: Eukaryota; Bigyra; Opalinata; Blastocystidae.